Molecule: messenger RNA, 2362 nt
Organism: Dermacentor andersoni
Lineage: Eukaryota; Metazoa; Arthropoda; Arachnida; Ixodida; Ixodidae
Product: inosine-5'-monophosphate dehydrogenase 1-like
Biological process (GO): GTP biosynthetic process
Cellular component (GO): cytoplasm
Molecular function (GO): IMP dehydrogenase activity
Source: RefSeq, a predicted model, not a curated record
GAUGGUUGGCUGCCGACUCCCGCGAGAGGGAAUGCGGGCACAUGUGCGUUUUCACAACUUGCUUGGGCCGAUAAGCUCCUCACUCCACUUUGGGACAUUCAGGCGUCGGCAGCCCCAGUGACCAUGUCGGAGAAGGCGACGUUUCACGAGGAUGGCCUCACCGCCCAGCAGCUAAUCGGCCACGGCGACGGGCUCACCUACAACGACUUCCUCAUCCUUCCCGGCUACAUUGAUUUCAACGCUGACGAUGUUGAACUUACAUCCAAGCUCACCAAAAAAAUCACUCUUCAAGCCCCCUUGGUAUCAUCACCAAUGGACACGGUCACAGAGUCGGAGAUGGCCAUCGCAAUGGCGCUGUGCGGAGGCAUCGGCAUUAUUCACCACAACUGUACUCCAGAGCAUCAGGCCAGUGAGGUGAACAAAGUGAAGAAAUACAAGCAUGGUUUCAUCCACGACCCAGUUGUUCUAAGCCCCGACAACUGUGUAGCCGAUGUGUUUGAGGUGAAGAGGACGCAUGGCUUUGCUGGUGUCCCCAUCACGGAUACUGGGAAGCUUGGUGGCAAACUUGUCGGCAUGGUCACUUCCAGGGACGUCGACUUUAUCCCGCCCGAAGACCACAACAAGCGCCUGUCUGAGGUGAUGACCGCGCUAAAGGACCUGGUCGUGGCACCCUCAAAGGUCACCCUGACAGAGGCUAACUCACUGCUUCAAAAGAGCAAGAAAGGCAAGCUUCCCUUGGUGAACCAGCAGGGCGAGCUGGUGUCACUGAUUGCACGCACGGACUUGAAGAAGAGUCGAAGCUACCCGCUGGCCUCCAAGGACGAAAACAAGCAGUUGCUGGUGGGUGCAGCGAUUGGCACCCGGGAGGCUGACAAGCACCGACUGGAUCUCCUAGUCCAAGCUGGGGUGGACGUCGUCGUGUUGGACUCUUCACAAGGCAACUCCAUCUACCAGAUCACCAUGGUGAAGUACAUCAAGAACAAAUACCCAAACCUACAAAUCAUCGGCGGUAAUGUUGUCACAUCUGCUCAGGCAAAGAACCUCAUUGACGCUGGAGUCGACGGUCUUCGUGUUGGCAUGGGCUCCGGCUCCAUCUGCAUCACCCAGGAAGUGAUGGCGUGUGGAAGACCACAGGCUACAGCGGUGUACAAGGUGGCAGAGUACGCAAGGAGGUUUGGCGUACCUGUGGUUGCGGAUGGCGGUGUCAGCUCUGUGGGCCACAUCAUCAAGGCCUUGGCCCUGGGUGCUUCCACUGUCAUGAUGGGUUCCAUGCUGGCGGGCACAACUGAGGCCCCCGGUGAGUACUUCUUCUCCAAUGGGGUGCGUCUCAAGAAGUACCGUGGCAUGGGAUCCCUUGAUGCAAUGGACAGUGCCAAGGACAGUGGCAGCCUGAACCGAUACCAUCAAAGCGAACAGGACAAGGUCCGGGUGGCACAGGGAGUGACAGGCACCAUUGUUGACAAAGGAUCAAUCCACCGCUACGUGCCGUACCUCAUCACUGGCAUCAGGUUUGGCUGCCAGGACAUUGGCACUCGCAGCCUGGAAGUGCUCAAGACAAACAUGUACUCGGGUGACAUCAAGUUUGAGAAGAGAUCAGUCUCUGCUCAGGCUGAGGGUGGAGUGCAUGGCUUGUACUCGUUUGAGAAGAAGCUGUACUGAGCCAGGCCCCUUCGUAAAAUGGCAAGAACUCCUGUGAAGCCGCCCAUGCUGACCAACAUUCCCAUAGAGCAUCGAUGCCAUGAAAAGACACACAAAGCAGAAGCCAGGCCAUGGAGAGAAGAAACUUUUGGACGUGUAUUUAGAAUAGCAUUCGGUUUUUUACUGCGGCCGAACCAUGUGGUACAAUGCCCGAUCGAUGCAUUGCUGCAAAAAUAGCCUUCUAUGCCGUCUAUGCGGAGAAAAUCGAGCCACAAUGUUGAUUUAGUUAUAUUGUUAAUAUCUUUAUUUUUAAUGCGUUGCGUAUGUUUUGGUUCACAUUCCAUUGGAGAGCUGAAUUUUGUCGUUUCUGCCCUUGCACUUCAGUUUUCUUGACAAUAGGCAACAUAUAUAGGAAUCAUGUGAACGGGUGAUAUGUUUCACUGUGUACAGUGAAUGUUUAUGAAUUUCCUCGAAUAUCCUGCCGAGACAUGAAGCAAACGACGUCAAUUAUGGAUGACAUUACCGUCAAACAAUGCCAUCUAUGUCUUGUUUUCGUUAGAUAUUUUGUAAAGAGCUGUACAGAGAAGGCACUAAAUGUGCAGAAAGGCACAAGGCUCGGUGUUGAGGCAGCUGGGAAGCAUACUGAAAAUCAUGACGGCUGUACCUACUGUUUCGUUAUUUUUUAUAUUGUGCCAUCCGAAUAAAGUUUACAAGCAAUUGAAAA